Messenger RNA from Thermothelomyces thermophilus ATCC 42464, 1685 nucleotides. RefSeq lists its product as uncharacterized. The record is from RefSeq and is a predicted model, not a curated record. NCBI's taxonomy places the organism in Eukaryota, Fungi, Ascomycota, Sordariomycetes, Sordariales, Chaetomiaceae. The transcript has 6 exons. Gene Ontology annotation, molecular function: 6-phosphogluconolactonase activity; protein binding. The coding region runs from base 116 to 1321 and encodes 401 amino acids.
AGGGAAAACACAAGCUUACACCGGCAUACGUCACUCGACUGAGACACACGGGCACCGACUAGCGCCGAGCUUAGCACAUUCUUAAAACCGACACUACCACCCGCAUCGAAUCGCCAUGCGGACUUCCUACGGCGUCGCUUUCGCCCUCUCCGCCGGCUUCCGGCUGGCGACCGCCGCCCCGGUCUGUGGCGGCGGCAGCGCUUCAGAUCUCCUCUGGGUCACCACUUACCCCGCGGGUGAGGGCGCGCAGGGCAAGCUCCUCACCCUCAAGCUGGACGGGUCCAAGCUGGAAGUCGUUGCCGAGUCCGACACUUGCGGCCCCUAUCCUUCUUGGUUGACCCAGGCUGGUGACGUUCUCUACUGCGUCGACGAAGCCUGGGGCGGCGACCACGGCACCCUGCACUCGCUCAAGAUCAAUGACGAUCAUAGCUUCACCAACCUGAGCCAACAUGAGACCGUUGGAGGCCCAGUGAGCACCGUCAUCUACGGCAAGGACGGCCUUGGAUUGGCAGUGGCUGAUUAUGCCGGAGGCGGUAUCGAUACAUUCAACAUUGCCGAUCCCGCUGCGAUUAAGCUGAUCAAGUCCCUCGUGUACCCGGCCCCGACCGACGGCCUUCCCGACCCGCAGAACUCAGCCCGGCCUCAUGAGGCCAUCCUGGAUCCCACGGGCGAGUUCCUCGUCUUCCCCGACCUGGGCGCCGAUCAGAUUCGCGUCCUGAAGGUGGACAAAGAGACGCUGGAGUACGUCGAGAAGCCGAGCUACACCGACUUUGACCGUGGCACUGGUCCUAGGCACGGCGCCUUCUUCAAGUCUGGCGACAAGACCUUCUUCUACCUCGUCGGCGAGCUCUCGAACCUGCUCCAGGGCUUCUCCGUCGCGUACAAUGACGACGAUAGCCUCACCUUCACCCGGAUCCACAACUCCACAACCCACGGUGACGACAAGCCGCUCCCGGAGGACACGGCUGCGGCCGAGCUUUGGAUCGCCCCCGGGAGCAACUUCCUUACCCUCUCGUCUCGCUUUGAGAGCUCGCUAGAGUACACGGUUGCCAACGGCACCAAGGUGCCCUCGGACCCGCUCAUCACCUUCUCCAUCGACAAGGAGACGGGCGCCCUCACCCACGUGCAGUCGGCCCCUGCGGGCGGCAUCAACCCGCGUCACUUCUCCUUCAACAGCGACGGCACCCGCGUUGCUUCUGCGCUGCAGUCCGACGGCCGCGUCGUCGUCUUUGAGCGCGACCCUUCUACUGGCAAGAUAGGCAAGGCCACUGCCGAAGGAGAUGUCGAGGGGAUGCCCAACUUUGCCACGUUUAAGCAGUAGGAUUCGGGGUCGGAGAGGCGCAGCGGCACGAGCGCCAUCGCCAGUGACCAUGCAUGCUCUAGGUCGUCACUCCCCCGCGCACAUCAUACCCUUUAUGGAGAUUCCGAAGAGGGGUGGAUGAAGAAGCCCAGGGAGGUUGCAGGAUGUGAAACCGGGUUGAUCCCUUCUCUGCUGCCGAGCGUCCCGACGGUCUCGAGAGCUCCCUAAUACCAGUUGACCCCUUCCAUAACCGCGAGCACUUAAUGCUGCUGCCACCUACACGGAGCGUGUAUUGUAUGUAGUAUGCUUGUAAUCCUUGUAAUAACUAUGUGCGUAGUGUAGAAUUCAGAUAAACGCAUAGUUACAUCUUGGUACUGCAUCUCGG